GUCCACUCGCCAUCCACCAGCAUGGCCACGUCCUCCCAGUACCGCCAGCUGCUGAGUGACUACGGGCCGCCGUCGCUCGGCUACACCCAGGGAACUGGGAACAGCCAGGUGCCACAGAGCAAAUAUGCAGAGCUGCUGGCCAUCAUCGAAGAGCUGGGGAAGGAGAUCAGACCCACGUACGCAGGGAGCAAGAGUGCCAUGGAGAGGCUGAAGCGGGGCAUCAUCCACGCACGCGGGCUGGUCCGGGAAUGCCUGGCCGAGACGGAGCGCAACGCCAGGUCUUAGCGGUGCCCGACGCCAACACUGGGAAGAGGCAGGAGGCCGCAGCCAGCUGCCCACGGAAACUUGUUCUGGAAAUGUUAACAGUUUUGUUUUUUCCUGCCAUGGUUCGCUGGGCUCUGAACCUACAGUCUCAAAGAAUGAGAAAAGGUUUCACAGGGAAUUAGGGUUCACAUCUUAUGUAGUUAGGCCAACCCAGGGUUUUGUUUUAAGCGUUGAUUUAAAAGAUGCACGACAUUACUUUACAGCAAACUGUUGUUUGCGCCCAAGAUCCCGGUGUCUCCCCUUAUCUUCUCCUUUGAAUACAUUUACACCUUCCAGAUUGUUCUUUGUUGCUUGUCAUAAGCCCUGCCAACCUGAGGACUUGGUUCCAUGCGACUCGCGGAGCUCUUUACCCAGCAGCUGGUCCCGCUGGCUGU
Molecule: messenger RNA, 698 nt
Organism: Fukomys damarensis (Damara mole-rat)
Lineage: Eukaryota; Metazoa; Chordata; Mammalia; Rodentia; Bathyergidae
Gene: Cdk2ap1
Product: cyclin dependent kinase 2 associated protein 1
Exons: 3
Coding region: 22-285 (87 amino acids)
Cellular component (GO): cytoplasm; nucleus
Source: RefSeq, a predicted model, not a curated record